AUGCACGAGCAGGUGAGGAGCACGGCCAUGGGUUCGCUCAUUUCCGGACUCAUAGCAGAGGCGGUCAUGCAGCGGUUGGAUUCGCUAGUUUUCGACACCAUAGACCGAAAUUCUGGGCUCGGUAUGUGGACGACACUUUCGUCAUUCGGGGAAUGUCUAAAUGCCGUUCUCUUGGAAAUUUCAUUUACGAUGGAGGAAGAAGAAAACAACCAGCUGGCCUUCCUGGAUGUACUCGUUUGCCACAAAGAUGGUGGUGGCUUAAAUAUUAUGUGUUCAGGGAAGCAACCAGCACUAUGCAAGUCCUGA
Messenger RNA from Dibothriocephalus latus, 306 nucleotides. The record is from the annotation of a GenBank genome assembly. NCBI's taxonomy places the organism in Eukaryota, Metazoa, Platyhelminthes, Cestoda, Diphyllobothriidea, Diphyllobothriidae.